UGCGAAACUUGACGCAUACGACUCAUUUGAUUUCCUCUUCACUUUUAGCCGGGAAUAUACUAUCCUCUGGACUCUGUUCCUCUAAGAUAUCCCGCAUUCGCGACUUGCGUGUCCCGCGCCACUGAGAUCAGUACCUAAAAUCUUCAAUUAAACUACGAUCAAAAUGCCCGCCUCCGUCCACUCCGAAGAACAAGACCAGUCCAUGCUGGACGCCUCCGCGCCCCAGGAAGAGCAGACCGACAUCCUCGAGCUAGACGAGAAGCGCAUUGUUGUCUUGCCCGGCUCGUCCGACACCGCAGCUUCGUUCCAAUUCGAGGGAGAGGGUCACACUCUGGGUAAUGCGCUGCGAUAUGCGAUUAUGAAGAACCCCGAAGUCGAAUUCUGCGGUUACACUAUCCCCCAUCCUUCGGAGACGAAGAUGAAUCUUCGCAUUCAGACUUAUGAAACAACCACCGCCGUCGAAGCCCUCGAAAAAGGUCUCGACACUUUAAUGGACCUCUGUGAUGUCGUUACGGAUAAGUUCACCACUGCCCGGGAUGACUUUAAUGCUGCACAGGCGGAUCGCAUGGAGGCUUAGACAUAUAUUCUUUUUUUUUAUACAUAUUAUAGACUUCUGGGUGGUUUUUGGCUUGUGAUUUGUAUGUGUGUGUGUGUGUAUGUUUCAUGUCUUGCUAUUUGAUGGGAUUGAUGGCGUUGUGUGUGUGUAGAAAAGUUAUACCUUUUCCUUCUUUCUUUA
This is a messenger RNA of Aspergillus piperis CBS 112811, 736 nucleotides long. Its product is annotated as DNA-directed RNA polymerase core subunit RPC19. Gene Ontology annotation, cellular component: RNA polymerase I complex; RNA polymerase III complex. The transcript has 5 exons. The record is from RefSeq and is a predicted model, not a curated record. Gene Ontology annotation, biological process: DNA-templated transcription. Bases 164 to 577 code for a protein of 137 amino acids. NCBI's taxonomy places the organism in Eukaryota, Fungi, Ascomycota, Eurotiomycetes, Eurotiales, Aspergillaceae. Gene Ontology annotation, molecular function: protein dimerization activity; DNA binding; DNA-directed RNA polymerase activity.